AUGCCAUACAGGCUACUCGUCACAAACGUCCCUCUGCGGGUGGGGGAGGAGGAAUUCUACGACUAUGUGCGUGCCCACGUCGGCGGCGAGGCGGUGGUGAAUGCGCUUCUUAUCAUGCGACCAGACAACACGGAGGCAUCACCGCACAUGUCAUCUUCUGGGGCUGCGCUGGUGGAUUACUCCAUGAAGAGUGCGGCCGAUGCGGCAAGACGCGUGGACUUCUUCGUGGACGGUGCAUCUGUCAUGAUGAAGGCGGUUGGCUCCGUUCCGGCACCGGGGCGGCACGCCGAAAUGUUGGCUGAAGAAGGACGCGAGGCCUACCAGCGGCUUCGGUGUGGUGUGUCUCAUGCAGAUCGUCGUGCCAUACGCGGUGAUACAGCAGCGAGGCAGAAACGCCGGCGCGGGGACGACAAUGCCGUUGCCCCUCAGGCUGUUGACAGAAGUACGGAGGACACGAGCAUCAAGGGCAACCGGGACGAUGAGGAGGUUGAGCUCCUCCUCGUUGGGGUGCCGCAUGAUGUGUACGGGUCCAUCUUUGGCGAGGGCCUUGCGGGCGCGGGGGCUCAGUUGACAUGUCAACCCACAUUCGAUCUUUUUGCCGACGUCGCCCUCAGUGUUCGCCGCGCGACGCUUGGAGAGCUUCUUUCGCUGCGCCGCAUCACGGACGACGAGGCGCUUAUUCGAGUCUCCGCGGACACGGCAGAGGCACUGCUGGAGAGGGCGGCGAAUGGCCUUCAGCUCCUCAUCCAGCCCACCACCACUACGGAUGAAGCCAAAGAACCUGCUAAAGCUCCCUGUGACAAAUACCUCCUCUCCGUACGCCAGCCUCGGCCCUGCGUGCACAUCACCGGUGAUAGCUUUGAGUUAGCUACGAAGCAUGAGGUGGUGGGUGCCAUGGCGCGCAUCAUGGAAGUCACCAACGCGAAGGUCGCUGGAUUUAUGGACCCCUUCGGCAAUUUCCUGCUUCCCUCUGUUAAAUGA
Molecule: messenger RNA, 981 nt
Organism: Trypanosoma rangeli
Lineage: Eukaryota; Euglenozoa; Kinetoplastea; Trypanosomatida; Trypanosomatidae
Exons: 1
Coding region: 1-981 (326 amino acids)
Source: RefSeq, a predicted model, not a curated record